AUGGCCCAAAAUUUGCUUUGCGAUGUCACUAUUGUGGCUGAUGACAUGGAAAUCUCCGCACAUCGAGUGGUCCUGGCAGCUUGCAGCCCUUACUUCCACGCCAUGUUUACAGAUGUGCCCUUGCUCAUUGAAUGUGCAAUACCUGUAGACUUCCUACCUUCACGAAGGGGUGGCUUGGGAGCAUCUUCUCCUCUUUCAGAGUUGUCAGAGAGCCCAAGAGGUGAAGCAAGCCAUCCAGGGUCUCACAGCCAGUGUGAUAGAGACAAAAUGAACCCAAGUAUUCAUGACCCUAGGGCCUUCUUGGUACUUCUUCCAGCAGCUGGUCUGUUACAGUUACAGGAUGUGAAAAGGACUUGUUGUGAUUUUUUGGAAUCUCAACUUCAUCCAAUCAACUGUUUAGGAAUCCGGGCUUUUGCGGAUAUGCAUGCAUGCACUGAGCUUCUAAACAAGGCCAACAUCUAUGCAGAACAGCAUUUUUCAGAUGUCGUACUGAGUGAGGAAUUCCUCAAUCUGGGCAUAGAACAAGUAUGCAGUUUAAUAUCCAGUGACAAGCUCACCAUUGCCUCAGAAGAAAAGGUAAGUGAUGCCUUCCUGUUGAUGGUGGUGGUUGGAGGUCAAGCCCCAAAAGCUAUUCGAAGUGUGGAGUGCUACGACUUCAAAGAGGAGAGAUGGCAUCAAGUCGCCGAGUUGCCUUCCAGGCGAUGUAGAGCAGGUAUGGUCUACAUGGCUGGCCUUGUUUUUGCUGUGGGCGGUUUCAAUGGCUCAUUAAGGGUUCGAACUGUGGAUUCCUACGAUCCGAUCAAAGAUCAAUGGACCAGCGUCGCUAACAUGCGAGAUCGGAGGAGCACUCUGGGAGCUGCUGUGUUAAAUGGCUUGUUGUAUGCAGUUGGUGGAUUUGAUGGAAGUACAGGUUUGUCAUCUGUAGAAGCAUAUAACAUGAAGGCUAAUGAAUGGUUUCAUGUAGCCCCAAUGAAUACAAGAAGGAGCAGUGUUGGUGUAGGGGUUGUUGGAGGUCUGUUAUACGCCGUGGGGGGUUACGACGGAGCGUCCCGCCAGUGCCUCAGCACCGUGGAGUGUUAUAACUCGGCCACCAACGAGUGGAGCUACAUAGCAGAAAUGAGCACUCGCAGGAGUGGGGCAGGGGUUGGCGUGUUAAACAACUUACUCUAUGCUGUGGGAGGUCACGACGGACCGUUAGUAAGAAAAAGUGUGGAGGUGUAUGAUCCCACCACCAAUGCGUGGAGACAAGUGGCAGAUAUGAACAUGUGCAGAAGAAACGCAGGUGUUUGUGCUGUUAAUGGCCUAUUGUAUGUAGUUGGAGGUGACGAUGGUUCCUGUAACUUGGCAUCAGUGGAGUAUUAUAACCCAACAACGGAUAAAUGGACAGUGGUGUCAUCUUGUAUGAGCACAGGGAGAAGUUAUGCAGGUGUUACAGUUAUUGAUAAACCAUUAUGAACAGAAGAGGGAUUUCUACUUACUUAUCCUCUGGAAACAGGCUUCCACAAGUAUUUUUGAAGUGACUUGGGGUCUAACACUUCUCUACUCAUGGCUGCACUUUGAGUCUCAGUAGAAGAUAAGUUCGUCUGCCAUUAAAGGCAUCAGACGCUGAAGAUUAUCCUAGAUCGAAGCGCUGUGUAGGAGUUUUCUGCACUGAGCAGCAGCUGACUGAAUUUUUAACAAGAUGUAUGGACCACAGUAUUUAUUAUUAUCAAGUUUUCAGACAAAAAUUGCUUUCCUAAAGACCAAUCAGUGUCAAACAACCGAUGACUGUGGAUUGUUCUGUGAAGAAGGAAAAAAGUGAUGUGCGUUCUGGUCAAAGUAGAUUUUGUCUUUAUUGUUUCCUCCCCAGGAAAUCAGGAGCUCCACAAACUGUAAAGCUUUGAAUGGGUGUGGAAGCCUCCAUCUGGAAUACCCACUGGCAGGGAGAUCAAACCGUUUGCUUUUAUAAAACAUCUUUGAUUCAGUGACUAUGAUGAGUUGUGUGCAUAUAUACAUAUGUGUCUAGAUUGCUUUCCUUUGAAAAUGUUCGAAACUUGAUUAUACUAUUUAUAAUUGGCCCAGGACUUUGAAUUCUGCCAGUAUAUACUACAUUGUAAAACAGAGUUGUAUUUUUUGAUAUUUAACAAUGCUGAACACUUACAAAUGCCACUUCUGAGGAACGGAAAUGGUGGGAAACACUUGAAUAAGUGUAAUGCCAAACAUUUGGAAAUAAAAUAUCAGUCAUGCUUAUUUAUGACUUACUUUGAUUUAAUCUUGUUUAUGUUUUUGGUGUAAUUGAGUUUUGUUUCUGUUUUCUCAAAAAGUGACUCUAUGGCAUGAGCAUAAUUGCAGGUUUUUGAUGAAUAUAAUGAAUGUAUGGAACUCAACUGAAUUUGCAUGGUUUUAUGAAUAAUUUCUGUGUGUGUACAUUUAGCUGCUAUUAACAGAGAGAGAACAUUCUGUGUGUGGCCAUGUUUGUGGAUCAAAUUUUCUUUUCCUGAGAAGAUUCUCAUAUAAAUUCCCUUUAAAAAUGACCAAAAUUUGUCCUCUUGAACUGUUAUCUUUGAAUAAAAGUUUGUAAAUUUUUUGUUU
This is a messenger RNA of Gracilinanus agilis (Agile Gracile Mouse Opossum), 2571 nucleotides long. It is a transcript of the gene KLHL2, whose product is annotated as kelch like family member 2. Gene Ontology annotation, molecular function: protein binding. The transcript has 12 exons. NCBI's taxonomy places the organism in Eukaryota, Metazoa, Chordata, Mammalia, Didelphimorphia, Didelphidae. The record is from RefSeq and is a predicted model, not a curated record. Bases 1 to 1455 code for a protein of 484 amino acids.